AUGCUCAAGCCCAAAGACCUGUGUCCCCGAGCGGGCACGCGCACCUUCUUGGAGGCCAUGGAGGCGGGCAAAGUGCACCUGGCCCGGUUUGUGCUGGACGCGCUGGACCGUAGCAUCAUCGACUGCAGGGCGGAGCAAGGCCGCACGCCGCUCAUGGUGGCAGUGGGUUUACCCGACCCCGCGCUGCGCUCGCGCUUCGUGCGGCUGCUGCUAGAGCAAGGUGCGGCGGUGAACCUGCGGGACGAGCGCGGUCGUACGGCGCUCAGCUUGGCUUGCGAGCGCGGCCACCUGGACGCCGUGCAGCUGCUGGUGCAGUUCAGCGGUGAUCCCGAGGCGGCCGACUCUGCGGGGAACAGCCCGGUGAUGUGGGCGGCGGCGUGCGGCCACGGGGCGGUGCUGGAGUUUCUGGUGCGUUCCUUCCGCCGUCUCGGCCUGCGCCUCGACCGCACCAACCGUGCGGGCCUCACGGCGCUGCAGCUUGCCGCCGCUCGCGGCCACGGGACUUGCGUGCAGGCCCUUACCGGGCCCUGGGGCCGCGCCGCUGCCGCCGCAGCUGCCCGGGGCUCCAGCUCCGACAGUCCCCCUGGCCGCCCGGCCCCAGCGCCCAGCCCUGAGCGCCGGAGACCCAGUCCCCGCCGCCUCCCGCGUCCUCUCCUGGCGCGCUUUGCUCGAGCAGCUGGCGGCCAUAGCGGCGAGGCAGGUUCUGGGGUUAAGGGCUCCGGGCGGCAUCGGGCGCAGGGCAGCGAGCGGCCGGAGCUGGGCCGGAGCAUGAGCCUGGCGCUGGGUGCUGUGACCGAGGAGGAGGCGGCCCGUCUGCGGGCGGGGGCUCUGAUGGUUCGACCACAUUCGCCCCAGUCUUCAGGGACCGGGCGGUGGCGCUCGCAGGAGGUGUUAGAGGGAGCGCCUCCGACCUUAGUGCAAGCCCCCAUUGGCCUUAGCCCCCACCCGGAAGGCGAUCCCGGCUCGGGCCGCCUUGGUUUACGCCGACGCUCCACAGCCCCAGACAUCCCCAGCCUGGUGGGAGAGGCUUCAGGACCCGAGAGUGGCCCGGAGUUAGAAGCCAAUGCUGUGCCUCUCUCGGUGCCUGGGCCACAGCCUUGGCAGGCCGGCACAGAGGCCAUGGUGCUGCAAGCCCAGCGGUAA
Orycteropus afer afer is the source of this 1143-nucleotide messenger RNA. It is a transcript of the gene ANKRD63, whose product is annotated as ankyrin repeat domain 63. NCBI's taxonomy places the organism in Eukaryota, Metazoa, Chordata, Mammalia, Tubulidentata, Orycteropodidae. The transcript has a single exon. The record is from RefSeq and is a predicted model, not a curated record. Gene Ontology annotation, molecular function: protein binding. The coding region runs from base 1 to 1143 and encodes 380 amino acids.